This is a messenger RNA of Pseudopipra pipra, 2467 nucleotides long. It is a transcript of the gene MSL1, whose product is annotated as MSL complex subunit 1. Gene Ontology annotation, molecular function: chromatin binding. The record is from RefSeq and is a predicted model, not a curated record. NCBI's taxonomy places the organism in Eukaryota, Metazoa, Chordata, Aves, Passeriformes, Pipridae. The transcript is spliced from 8 exons. Bases 41 to 1213 code for a protein of 390 amino acids. Gene Ontology annotation, cellular component: MSL complex.
GCGGAGCCGGGGAAGCGGCGGCCCCGCGGCCCGCGCAGCGAUGGGCGCCGGCGGAGGGUCGCCCGGGCAGGCCGCCUGCCUGCGGCAGAUCCUGCUGCUCCAGCUGGACCUGAUCGAGCAGCAGCAGCAGCAGCUGCAGGCCAAGGAGCGGCAGAUCGAGGAGCUCCGGGCCGAGCGCGACACGCUCCUGGCGCGGAUCGAGCGCAUGGAAAGGCGGGUGCAGCUGGUGAAGAAGGACAGCGAGCGGGAGAAGCACCGCAUCUUCCAGGGCUUCGAGGUGGAUGAGAAGCCAGAGGCAGAGGCAUGUGAGAAGCUGCCUCUAGAGUGUCCCCAGGACCUGCUGGAGCCCCCCCCGACCCUGCAGCCCAAGCACUUCCCCUACGGCAGGAACGGGAAGGGGCAUAAAAGGAAGCCGACGUUCGGGAGCGCGGAGAGGAAGACGCCCGUUAAAAAACUGGUGUCCGAGUUCUCCAAAGUGAAGAGUAAAACUCCAAAGCACUCCCCGGGGAAGGAGGAGUCAGGCGGCUCCUUGGCCGAAACUGUUUGUAAACGAGAACUGCGGAGCCAAGAGACUCCGGAAAAACCCCGGUCCCUCCUGGAGACCCCGCUCCGGGCCUCGGCCCCGCCGAAGGGCCCCGGCACCCACCCCAAGGAGAAGGGCUUGGGCAGCGAGGCCGACGACCUGCCCUAUCUCUCCACCACCGAAAUGUACUUGUGCCGCUGGCACCAGCCGCCCCCGUCGCCGCUGCCGCUGCGGGAGCCUUCCCCGAAAAAGGAGGAGACUGUAGCAAUUCCGUCUUGGAGGGACCAUGUCGUGGAGCCCCUGAGAGACCCCAACCCCUCGGACCUCCUGGAGAACCUGGACGACAGCGUCUUUUCCAAACGGCACGCGAAGCUGGAGCUGGAUGAGAAACGAAGGAAAAGGUGGGACAUCCAGCGGAUCAGGGAACAGAGAAUCCUGCAGCGGCUGCAGCUCCGAAUGUACAAAAGGAAAGGGAUUCAGGAGUCGGAACCUGAAGUUACCUCAUUUUUCCCUGAGCCAGAUGACGUGGAAAGUUUGCUCAUCACCCCGUACCUGCCCGUCGUCGCCUUUGGCCGGCCCCUACCCAAACUGACCCCACAGAACUUCGAGCUGCCGUGGCUGGAUGAGCGCAGCCGCUGCCGGCUGGAGGUGCAGAAGAAGCAGACGCCGCACCGGACCUGUCGGAAAUAACGGAGAUGCCGGGAGCUCUGAACACCUCCGGGAGCUCCGUGUGUCACCAGAGGCUCCGCCGUCACCGGCUCAACCGCCCGCUCCGUGCCGACGGAUGGUUUCGUUCCUCUGCGAUCCCAGUUUUGUUCUCUUGGGUUUUGGAACGUUCCCCGGACUCGUCCCCCCCGCGCUGGCACCGGCCGAGGCUCCCCAGCGGCUGCUCCGCUCCCGUGGCCUUGGGAUUUGGGAUAUCGCCGUGGGGAUCACCAGGGCCCAGUCCUGGUGCCCGGGGGUGCCGCGUCCCCCCAGGACUCACCCGCCGCUGCCUUCGUGUUGCGUUUAGUUAGGAAACGGGAUAAACAGCGGGUUUUGUCGGAGCCAGACGGGAACCGGGAAGUUGGAAGCACCUGGGAGCCACUUUUGGGGUGUUUUCCCCCGUCUUUGGGGAGUUUCCCCCCCCCUCUGGAUCGUGUUGGCGGGGGCAGAGGGGGGAGAGUUAAAAAGCAGAAUUUUUUUUUUUUUUUUUUUUUGUGAAAUAGAAACCCUGUGCGCACAAUUUGGGGGGUUUUAAUGUUUUGUUUUUUUUUUUUUUAUAUAUAAUUUAAAUGUUUUUGAGGCGGGCAAGGGGUGUGCUGUGAGGGGGGUCGGGGGUGUUCCCUGGCUGAGCCCCCCGGGUGCUGCUGGACCCCUCUCGGUGCUGGGACCUGACGCUGUGGCGCUGGAUGGGUGGGGAGGGGGCUCUAUGGGCCGAGCUCCGUGUGUCCCCUUUUUCCUUCCCCCUUUUUUCCCUUUCCUCCCCUUUUUUCUGCUCUUUUUUCGCCCUUUUCCCACUCUUUCCCCCCCCUUUUUCUCCCUUUUCCCCCCUCCUUUUCCCCUCUUUUUCACCCCCCUUUUCCUCCCUCUUUUCUGCCCUUCUCCCCCCUUUUUCCUCCCCUUUACAGUGACCCCACACCCCCCACUUCUAUCCCCCAUCGCUCCCCUUCUCUUUCAUUAACCCCGGAGUUUCACAAACAAACAAACAAACAAACAACAACAAAAACACCUUAAAAAAAAAAAAGGCCGGAAAUCGCUAAAAAAAAAAAAAAAAGCUCUAAAAACACCCGAGUUCUAAACACAUUCCGGGCGGGCGCCGCCAGGGGAGGGGAAGGGGGGGGUUUCACACGCGCGUGUGCACACCCGCUCGCCGGUUUAUUUUAUUAUUUUUUUAUUGGUUUUCUUUUUUUUUUUUUCCGUUGUGGUUUAUUUUUUGUUUUUACAAUAAAAGAGGAAAAGGCC